Molecule: messenger RNA, 672 nt
Organism: Fraxinus pennsylvanica
Lineage: Eukaryota; Viridiplantae; Streptophyta; Magnoliopsida; Lamiales; Oleaceae
Source: the annotation of a GenBank genome assembly
AUGAGCAGCAGCAUAGAGUUUUGUACAAUUGACGCUGGCGGUGGCAUCACCCUUGACGCUCGAAUUUACAAACCGGAGGCUGUCGCUGAUGGUAAGGGAAAAUUGGUCAUUGUGCUGGUCCACCCAUACUCGGUGCUCGGGGGAUGCCAGGGUUUAUUGAAGGGCAUAGCCAUAGGAUUGGCCAAUCGGGGUUUUAUAGCUAUCACCUUCGACAUGCGGGGUGUCGGCAAAUCAACGGGUCGCCCAUCCCUCACCGGAUUCUCCGAAGUCAACGAUGUCGUUUCCGUCUGCAAAUGGGCCUCCCAAAACCUCUCCGCGGAUCGGAUUCUCCUCCUCGGCUCUUCAGCAGGUGCACCAAUUGCUGGUUCUGCAGUUGAUAAGGUAGAAGAAGUUGUUGGUUAUAUUAGCAUCGGUUACCCUUUUGGUUUAAUGGCCUCAAUUCUUUUCGGGAGGCACCAUAAAGCCAUAUUAGAUUCUACAAAACCCAAACUCUUCAUAAUGGGUACCAAGGAUGGUUUCACUAGUGUCAAGCAGCUGGAGAACAAGCUGAAAACGGCCAACGGUCGCACUGAAACCCAACUAAUUGAAGGAGCAAGUCAUUUUCAAAUGGAAGGACCAGCAUACGAUUUACAGAUGUCAAAUCUGAUCGUGGAGUUCAUUACUUCAUUAUGA